Messenger RNA from Acaromyces ingoldii, 986 nucleotides. Its product is annotated as proteasome endopeptidase complex, beta subunit. Gene Ontology annotation, cellular component: proteasome core complex. The record is from RefSeq and is a predicted model, not a curated record. The coding region runs from base 44 to 832 and encodes 262 amino acids. The transcript is spliced from 4 exons. Lineage: Eukaryota; Fungi; Basidiomycota; Exobasidiomycetes; Exobasidiales; Cryptobasidiaceae.
GGUCUUCGUUGUCAUUGUCGUUCAGUCUUCACAGCUCAUCAAAAUGACCGCGCCGGGACAGACUUGGGCUUCUCAGCCCUAUCUCGACCACAUCUCUGCGGGUCCCUCGUCCCACAGUUCUGACGCUUUUGACGAUGCGCGCAAGCAUACGCAACAACCAAUCGUGACAGGAACCUCGAUCCUGGGAAUCCGUUUCAAAGGUGGUGUCAUGCUCGCGUCUGAUACGCUUGCCUCGUACGGCUCCUUGGCUCGCUUCAUGGACGUCCGUCGCCUCAUCUCAGUCGAAGGAGCCAACUCUAUCGUGGGAGCCAGCGGCGAUAUGAGUGAUUUCCAACAUAUCCAGCACCUCAUCGAGAAGACCAUGCUUCAAGAGUUCAACGAGGGAGACUCGCACUCUUUGACGCCUCCGCAGCUUUAUCGCUCCCUCUCGCGGACCAUGUACGCCCGGCGAAGCAAGAUUGACCCUCUAUGGAACUCGCUCGUUUUGGGUGGUGUGGACCCGAAGACGGGAGAGUCAUUCUUGGGAUAUGUCGACCUCCUCGGCACCACAUAUCAGUCCUCAACAAUCGCGACUGGCUUCGGUCUGCACCUGGCACAGCCACUGCUGCGCAAGGCCGUCGAAGGAAGGGAGAACGAGAUCGAAGAGGAGGAGGCGAAGAAGAUUCUGCAGGAGUGCAUGAAGGUCUUGUUUUACCGCGACGCACGCAGCCUUAACAGGUUCCAGAUUGCUACAGUCACAAAGGCGGGUACUCACAUCUCCGAGCCGCAGAGUGUCCCUACGUCUUGGGGCUUUGCAGAGGGUCUCCGCGGCUACGGACCCCAGACACAGUAGAUGUACGGUACCUCGAAUGAAAGUGCAACAGGCAAAUGUCAAACCAGCCAACAUGACCACAGAGAUGCUGAAGGCUUUAUAUUGCGGUGAUUUAGAGCUAUAUAGAGGAUCCUUCCUUUGUAUCUUGCGACGAUUGCGCACUUAACCCUGAGCA